AGCAUGCAAGAAUACGGAAUGUCAUAUGAACAAAACAUCAUUGUUAAUUCAACAAAGUGAAGGUCCAAGAAGAUACAAUGCAGUAAAGUGAAUUUAAUUGGAAUCAUAUUACUUGAAUGUAAUUAGGUUACUGCACAUUAUUGCAUCGGUUGCAUUUUAAAAUAGUGACGAUUGUUGCGGCAAUAGUUUCCUCUUUUGAUGGUAUUUGUUGAUUGUAGCACGCGCUUGGAAUUCAACAAAAUGUCAACUGUUGAAAGUGAUGUUGUUAUCGGUGAAUCGAGCGACAACAAAGAGAUUAGAGAGGACGAAGACGAUGUGGACAUACCGGAGGAUUUUUUCGACGAGUUCGAAGAUAACAAAUUUCUGGAUGAAAUAGUGGAAAUCGUUGUGCCUGAACAGGCCCGCUUGGUUCGAACUAGCGAUACAAAUGAAAAUUCGACUGAAGCAAACGAUGAAAAACCCAAGGUGGAAGAAUCGACUGAGCCAACCCUCAAACGUUGCCUGGACAAAAUUAACGAUCUGACCAGAUCCAUUGAACGUCGUAAGCAAAAACUACAAACAACGCUAACAAAAAGCAGCAAACGUAAACGACGAUCGCAUACUCGAUCGCCAUCACCUACAGCCAGUCGUGCGGAUCGAAAUGUUAGAAAUGUUAGAAGUCGAGAUCGCCGUUUCUCUCCACGCCGAUCGCCCAGUGGUCCGCGAAGUGGCCGUCGCAGUCGAAGCAGAGAUCGGAAUCGUAGUCGCGAUCGACAACGCACGUCCAACGGCACGAGACGGGAUCGAUCGAGAAGCCAAUCGUCAACAAAUCGUCCGCGUGCUAUGUCCUUCCUGGAAGAAUUGGAGCAGAAAUUCGCAGAGAAAGGACAAGACUUUCCGGAAAAGGAAUUGUUAAUUCAAUCGCGAUCAAAAAAGAACGGUGUGUCGGCAGUGUUGGAUCGUCAGGUUGCGGCUACAGUUGGAUAUCCGCAAUGUGAAGUGCCGAUGAAUAUGUCACCGUAUAUGCCCACCGUACCAAUGCCAAUGUAUAAUCAAACGCCAUAUUCGCCUUACUGGAAUGCAAAUUACAUGAUGAACCCUAUGGCCACCAACGUGCAGCUUGCGAUGCAACCGCUUCCUUUUCAAGCGAUUUGUGCGGCUAACGACCCGACGACAAUGAAUGUGAUUCCCAGCGAUGCCAAAGCUAAUGAUAACAAAUCACGAGGCAACAAAGAUGAAGUGAUAGCCCGAUGCCGAGCCGCAAGUAAGAUUCUGCGUGGUGAAGAGAACAAAGUGCCUAAAUUGCGAUUCCUUUUCACUCGCACGUCUAUGCCGAUGGACACAGUGGACCAGGAAAUUCCGCCGCUGCAGUCGAAAAAGAAUGUCGAAUUCAAAGAAACCUCGGCCAACGACAAGCCCUGUGCUCCACUAGAGUUUUUGCCAUCGCGAACCAGUGAACUGGUGCAAAUAUUGGGAUACAACUGUUCUGUCAUUGCGAAUCGCUUGCGAUUGAAAAAUGUUGGCAAAAAGGUUAUCGAUGAAAUCGAGGAUAUCGACGCAGAAAAGCAACGAUCCAAAGAGCGAGCAUACAAGGAAAUUGAAACGCAAACCGAUUCGUACAAAUGUCCGACGUGUGUAGUUCGCGAGGCAAAAAGUUUCUCCAACAAAUCCACUCAGGCUGAAGCACCAAAAAAAGUCAACAUUCGAACACAGACGAAUGAGAAAGAUUACCGUGUACCGUUGAUACGACAACUAUCUCGAAUUAGUGCUGGCCAAUUGGUAGCAGUUUCCGAUUUCAUCACUUUAAUUUGUGAACCGCGCCCAUCCACGUCAACCGAAAUAUUUAGUGUGCGUGAGAAACUUAUGGAUAUUUACAAUCUGUCCGAACGGGGUUCCGAUGCCAUUGAAGCUGAACGAGCAAGAGACCACGAAGCACGACGUCGUGGCAAUAAUAACAGUUGUCCCAAGCCGAAUCCGCCGGUCGAGGAUUUGCGCUCAACAAUUCGCGGAUCAUCCGAUCAUAACAUGGCAAGAAUACCGCCACCACCACCGCUACUCGUAAAUUACCAUAUGAAUGUGGGAAUGAUUGAUCCGGAGCAGGCAGAACGUGAAAUGCGAUUGCAACAGAUGCGGUACGAGGAAAAUAUGCGUAUGAUGCAAAUUGAAGAGCAGCGAAACAGAGAAUUGGAGUGGGAGCAUCAGCAACAAAUCUUACAGCAACAGAGACAAUUGCAACUGCAACGCGAACAAGAGGAAGAAAAUGCUCGGCUGCAGGAAAUGCGAAACGAUCGUCGAAAUGGUUUUGGGCGGGGAAACAAUCAUUGGAAUGAUGGUCGGGGCCAUGCCAGAUACUGACACGAAACAAGCUCAUCGUUUGCGGAUGAGAAAUAAUGAAGUUGUUACGCUUGCUGUUGAUAUUUUUAUUACAAUUAAGGAAGCUAUUCCAAUUCGGACAUUGCUACUGUUGAAGUUAGAAAUAUAUUUUGGAAACCGAGAC
Bradysia coprophila is the source of this 2476-nucleotide messenger RNA. RefSeq lists its product as uncharacterized. Lineage: Eukaryota; Metazoa; Arthropoda; Insecta; Diptera; Sciaridae. The record is from RefSeq and is a predicted model, not a curated record.